UAAUUACUCAUCAACUUGCUCGUACACCAUAAAGAACCUCACAUAGAUCCUACAAUUUCUUCGUCCUGGCACAUUGACUUAGUAAAUAGUUCGAAGGCGGUGGGGAGUCCACUCAGGGAUGUCGAAAAUCUUGAGCGAAUAAAACACAUAGCUCCUUGCUUUCACCUCAAACAAAAUGAGUCGAGCGCCCGUCCGCCUACCAUCCAACCGCGAGCCUAUUGCUAACUAAAACCGCACUACAACGGACGCGGACAAAUUUAAAAAAUUCGAACGUCAAAAAAGUUUGUAUUAAAAUAAAAAAGAAAAAUAAAUAAAAAAUAAAAUCAAAGUGCUAUUCGAAUAUCGAACGUUCAGUGAAAAAUGGAUUGAUUGUUUGAAUCAAGAAAAAAGUUUGAAAAAUUUUUAUUUUCGUAUUUGAAAUUCAUUUUGUUAGUUAUUAAAAUAUUAAUAAAUAUUUAACAAAAAUGAAGAUGGCCGACCGUUGUGUUUUGUCUUUGUUGAUGUUAUGUUUGACUGUUAUAUGCCACACUGGAGAAGCUGCGGAAAAUUCAAAUGCAGCUGCUAUACCGGAGUACAUACUACCAUGCAGUCAAACGGAUCCUGGACUAGACACCUGCAUCAAGAACUCGUUCAACCACCUUCGACCGUAUCUGUCGAGGGGUAUCCCAGAGCUGGGGGUACCUCCAGUGGAACCGCUCUUCAUCGACCGCCUGGUGAUGGAGAACGAUGCUGGCCCCGUCAGGGUCACCGCAGCCUUCAGCAACAUCACUGUUGUUGGACCUAGUAAUUAUACCAUUACUAAGAUCAGGUCUGACUUGAAGAAACUGCGUAUUGACAUGGGUCUGGUCCUGCCCCGCAUCGAGAUCACUGGCAGAUACGAGGUGUCUGGACAGGUGCUGCUGUUCCCAGUCAGGUCACAGGGAGACUUCUGGGCAUCAUUCGGUGAUGUGGUGGCGAUCGCGAAGAUCUUCGGCAAGGAGACGGAACGAGACAAUGUGAAGUACAUGUUGGCUGACAGACUGCUGGUCGACUUCAAGUUGAGGACUUCCAGGUUCAAAGUAAAGGAUACCGUCAACCACGGUAGCGUUAUUGGUGAAGCGAUGAAUCAGUUCUUGAACAACAAUGCAGCUGAGAUCAUCGAGGAGAUGAGGCCGGCUGCCUCCGCGUCCAUAGCUAAGCACUUCCAGGCGUUUGUCAACGCCGCCUUCUCUAAGAUCCCCAUUGAUGUUUGGCUCACACCUUAAAUCAGUUCUAGGGAAGUCAAUGUUCUACUAUUUAGUUCCUGGAUUCUUAUCUUUGUAGUUUGUGAAUUCUUCAGUGGUUAUAAUUUUAGAGACGUUUUUAUUGGAAACAAUACUCUCGGUCAGUAUGGUGAAAAUCAGUUAUUCUGUUACCUAUGGAAUGACUUUAAUACGGCCUCACAUAAUACAGGCGUUAAACGGCGUUAGUGUGAGUUAAGUCAUCGGCAUCCCUCUCUCCCUUGUCAAUGUUCUUAUCCCAAUUCUCCAACACUAAUCCCCAUUACCUAAUCCUCAAUUCCCAAUCUCCAAACCUCAAUUCCCAAUCCCUAACCACCAAAUUCAAUCAUAAACUCCCAAUCCCCAAUCCCCAAUCCUCAUUCCCCAAUCCCCAAUACCCAAUCCCCAAUUCCCCAAAUUCUCCAAUCCUUAAACUCACUUUCUAAAAAAGGCCGGCAACGUACUUUUAUUAAUGUACCAUUAAAGAAUUUACAAAUGAGUAAUUUCGGAGUCCGGUAUGUUUAGUGUUGUGAUGUGUUCCAACAACAUUAAUUGUCACCGUUUUAUAGACUUUAUCUCGACUUAUGGUAGUUUCGUCUGAAUGCAUACAUAGUACAGACAUAGUACAAAUUAUAUGAUUUUUUUUUCAACAUUUUCUCCAUUUUAUGUGUUUAGCAUGUUCGAUAGACUGUACUUUUUGGAAACAUCUUUGAAACAAUUUUAUUUAACCACCGCGUUUGUUUGUUAAUACGAUUUUUCAGUGUUCAAAGAUCUCAAUUUUAUUUUUCGACAAUGAUUUUAUUAUUAGUUUUCGAACAAAAUCUUAUGAAUAGGUAUUUUUAUGCGACUUUUAUUCAAUAUUUCUUCUUAUAAAAUGUUUAGACGAUACUUAAAUAGUCUUUGAUACGAAUUAAUUGUAUGCAAUGUUGUACACAAUGGCAUUAAUUUAAACAAAAAUCUACAUUGAAUCAUCAAUAGGGAUAAUGACGAGGUAUAAAAGUUAAAAAUAUAUUUAGUCCGUCAGUUAAGUGAUGAAAAAAAUAUUAGACACGUUCCUAUUUUUUUAUUUUGUCUUAUAACAUAACGAUACUUGGAUAAAACGAAUCAAAGUUUAGGAGUACAAGCAAAUACGUCAUUUCUUCGUAUAAAACGUACUUAGAAGUGUCGCGACGCGAUAUUUCAAAUAAAUAUAUCUUCGAACGUAUUUGUUUCCCUAAGAAAAAAAAAAUACGUGUCUAAUAUUUUAAAAUAAUCUACAAGACGGACAUUAAAAUGAAAAUUAGUCAUCUACCUUAUUACUUUAUUUUCUUAAAUCCUUUAUAUACAAAAACAGCGAUGAAUACUAAAGUAAUGCCACUGUGUACAAGUCAACUAGCCAUGCAAAGGGCAUAAGCUUUAUUUAUUUAAGUUACUAAGUGAUCACCCGAUACUUUAUAAAUAUACUUAAACAUUAUACAUAAGACAUUAGGAUAAAAUAUUUGUAAUAACAAUUGUGAUGAUUAAACUGUACUCAGUUGUAAGAAUAUAUUAUUAUUUACAAAGA
This is a messenger RNA of Spodoptera frugiperda (fall armyworm), 2781 nucleotides long. Its product is annotated as protein takeout. The record is from RefSeq and is a predicted model, not a curated record. Bases 465 to 1244 code for a protein of 259 amino acids. NCBI's taxonomy places the organism in Eukaryota, Metazoa, Arthropoda, Insecta, Lepidoptera, Noctuidae. The transcript is spliced from 5 exons.